AUGGCCAAAAUGCGCAUCCCUAUCCGCGAGCAAUUGGGCUGUUUGGUGCUGCUGGCCUCGACCAUAGGCCUGGCCGUCGUCGCAGUCGCAACAUGGCUCACCAACCACGAUUUCGUCCUCAACAUACGAUCGACUCGCCUUACGUUAACCGCCUCGCUCAAAGCCGCACAGCUGUCCUCGAACCUGGCCCUCAUGCAAAUCCUCGUCCAACAAGCAGCGAACCGUCUUUCUCCUCAGGCUGCGCUCGGUCGCUACUAUCUUGGUAACAACUCGAUAGAGAACUGGUCCCGCGUCGAGGAAGACUACGAUGCCAUCUUCUCGGGCGAUGUCCGGACCCGCAUCGCUGUCCAGGCCCAGAUCUUUCCCUUCAACUCGUCGGCCCGCGCACUCUUCCGCCGUACCGCCGUCACGAUGAUGGAUGUCGUGCUCCCUGUCCAGAAACCAGACGGCCAAAAUGCAACACUGGGCGACCCUGAUUAUGGCUACAUACCUGAACUCUAUCCUAAAUUUACUGUCGAGUCUAUUCCGUUCAACUCGUCUUUCAACACCUUCAAGGCGCAUUUUGAGGGGAGGACUAUCGAUAACACGAGUUAUCUCUUGCUCGGCCCGUAUCGCGUCAAUGACUCUCUUAGCCUCGUCUCCAUUACCGCGCCCAUCAUUAACAACACGUCCAACAUCGAUACGCUAGGAUGGCUCACGACCGUUCUGGACGCCUCGCUCAUUUCCAAUGUUGUGGAGGCUAUUGAUGGCCUAGACAAGAGUGGGCUGACUCUCCUUUUUGGCCCCAACAACGUUACCAACGUCUUUCCAUCAAACUACAUGUACGAUGCCCCGAAUCCGACACCCCCCGAAAAAAUGCUGGUACGUUUUCUUGUACCGCCAACGUACAGAGCCGGCAUACAGCGACAUGGCAAAUACGAUACCGAACUUGAACUUUCUCCUUUUGACUGGUCCGAAUACCCGGCCAUCCGCAAAGGCUUCACCCAGGCCACCGGCGCUACUAGUAAUGCUGGUAGCAUCGUUCCUACGGUGAAUGAGGUAGGCGACAAGGUUGCAGUUGGAUACGCUAUUGUCCGCAGCCCCAUGGUGGAUUGGAUGGUUGUAGUUGAGCAGACGCGUAAGGAGGUCUGGGAGCCCAUCAAUCGUCUUCGGAAUAUCAUCCUCGCCUGUGUUUUUGGUACUAUUGGUGCCAUGCUGAUUGCUGCAUUCCCCGUCGCGCAUUAUUCGAGUCAGCCAAUCCGACGGCUACGAGAUGCUACGAAGAAGACGGUCUCGCCUUCGGUGUUUGAAGAUGACGACUCUAGCUCGCACCAUGAUGGCGGGCCCGAUGGCUCAGAUGACGCAGCACUGGCUCGCAAGGAAGGCUUCUUUGGCCAGAUUAUCCAUUAUCGCAGAAAUGCAAAACUUAACAAGGCAGAAAGAAAGGAGGCAGAGAGGCGUAGGCAGUUCCGCAUCCCGAGUAAAGUCAAGGACCGCAAGCACUUUAUCCACGAUGAACUUACCGACUUGACCACCACCUUCAACGAGAUGACGGACGAACUCAUGAUGCAGUAUGAAAAGCUUGAGGAGAGAGUAGCACAGAGAACGGCAGAGUUGGAGCAAAGCAAAAGAGCUGCAGAGGCUGCGAAUGAGAGCAAGACUCUCUUCAUUGCAAACAUUUCGCACGAACUCAAGACGCCGUUGAACGGUAUCCUGGGUAUGUGCGCAGUCUGCAUGUCAGAGGACGACCCGGUCAAGUUGAAACGGUCUUUGGGUAUUAUCUACAAGAGCGGAGACUUGCUGCUGAAUCUAUUGACGGAUCUCUUGACUUUUAGCAAGAACCAGGUCGGACAGCAGUUGAGCUUGGAUGAGAAGGAGUUCCGCUUGCGAGAUGUCAGCUCACAGGUCUUGGCUAUUUUCGACAAGCAGGCAAGAGAAGGUGGCAUCAAGUUAGCCGUGGAAUUCGAAGGGCCGUACGAAAACAAUCUGGAUGACAACGGGCGGCCCAAUGAGCUACGCGAUCUCGGUCCUUUUGGGCUUGGCCGGUUGAAGGACAUGAUUCUGUACGGAGAUCAGCAUCGAAUACUGCAGGUGGUCAUCAACCUCGUGUCCAACAGUCUCAAGUUUACGCCACAGGGCGGCUCGGUCACGCUCACGAUCCGAUGUCCCGGAGAAGCCCGCAUGCCAGACAGCCGCAAGGCUUCGAUACAGUCACGGCAAAGCUCGGCACGCAACUCAAAGGCGCGGGUAAGAACUUCGGCUUCGGAAAUUGGAUCGGUGUCAGUAGCCACGCCGAAUCGCUACGAUACUGCAAACACAAUCAACGUCACGGACAAGGGAAAUGCGUAUUCGCAUUACAUGCUUCAAGAGCGGGCUGCGACGCCGCCACCUGGGCGCUGGCUGACGUUUGAGUUUGAGGUUGAAGACACUGGACCAGGUAUCCCUGACCAUUUGCAUUCCAAGAUCUUUGAACCUUUUGUCCAGGGCGACCUGGGCCUGAGCAAGAAGUUUGGAGGCACUGGUUUGGGUUUGAGCAUCUGUUCGCAACUCGCGGGCUUGAUGAAGGGCACGAUUGGUCUGAAGAGUGAAGUCGGCCACGGAAGCGUGUUUACCAUGGUCAUUCCACUGAAGCACGUAGCCAGCCGCGCAGACAGCAGCGCUAGUUCGAGGAUUGUUAAUACGGAAACUGGAACCCCGCGGCGGAGCAUGUCGAUCGAGGACACCCCGCGUCGUCGAUCCCAUGACGAUGCACGGUCGGCCCGCUCGUUGCGUUCCGGGGCUAAUAGCCCUAUUAGCGUCGCUACUUCGGCCGCUACCGCACCACCGGGUCCAGUGUCUUUUGAGUCGGACAACCAACCCCGUCUUGUUGGUCUCAGUCAUCCCUUCUUUGCCUCGAACAAGCCGUUGGAGUCACCAAACUCACAGGUAGCAGCCAUGAAGCGCGUCGAGGCCGAAGCAACGAAACGCGGUGAUAAGGUCAAGGUUCUCGUCGCCGAGGAUAACAAAACCAACCAAGAAGUCGUCUUGCGCAUGCUCAAGCUCGAAGACGUCUACGACGUAACCGUUGCAAAGGACGGCCAGGAAGCCCUCGACAAGGUCAAGGAAAGCAUGGAACGCCAGGCCCCUUACAACCUCAUCUUCAUGGACGUGCAAAUGCCCAACCUCGACGGUCUCCAGUCCACACGUCUCAUCCGCCAAUCCGGCUUCUCGGCCCCCAUUGUCGCCCUCACCGCCUACGCGGAAGAAAGCAACGUCAAAGAAUGUCUCGACUCGGGCAUGGAUUUCUUCCUCUCCAAGCCUAUCCGUCGUCCAGCACUCAAACACGUGCUCAAGACUUACUGCCAGACGAUUCCCGAAGAGGCGGAAACUACGCCCCCGAAUUCCGUAGCCGAUCUCUCGGCCGCAAAUGGGACUACAAAGGCCGUGGCAAAAAUGGCCGACGCCAAACCGUUUGCUGCCCCGUCGUCGCGUGUGGCUAAUGGCCUUGUUGCUGCGGAUGCCGAUACGCCGUCGCCUAUGACGUCGCCGUCGCCUGCUGGGUGA
Molecule: messenger RNA, 3522 nt
Organism: Bipolaris maydis ATCC 48331
Lineage: Eukaryota; Fungi; Ascomycota; Dothideomycetes; Pleosporales; Pleosporaceae
Source: RefSeq, a predicted model, not a curated record